AUGCCCACCGGGUCCAACGACAAGUCCCAGCAGCCCAUGGGCUCGGGCUUCCCGGGCUCCAACCUCUAUCCCAACAAGAACAUCUGGACCUCGUCCCUGUCCAGCGCCCGGGAGAGGUCCAUCGGCUCCAAAGAGUCUGACGACAGCCCCUCGGGCUCCAGUGCCCUCAACGCAAACUCCGAGGCCGACGUCUGGUCCUCGAACCCUUGGAACACGGAACACCCCGGCCGCUCCGUUAGUACCUCGCCCAGCCGAACUCGAGAUGGCGCCCUGUCCAACGCCUCCGGCUACUUCGAUCCCCAGUCCUCGGCCAUCGGCAUGAAGAAGGCCAACUAUGGCGGCAAGCCCUUUGGCGACGAGUCCAGCGCCUAUGGCUCCGCCUUUGCGUCCCAGAAGCGCGGCGCGCAGGAUACCGCGGCGUACAUGGAGUCCAUGGCAGGCUACUCGCACCACCGCGACGGCAGCCUUCCGCCGUCCCGCCACUCGCAGAGCUCGCCAGCCUAUCAGGACCUCUACCGCGCCGGCCACACCCCGAGCAACUCGAUCCAGUCCCAGCGCCAGAUGGCCAACCACGCCUCGUCGUACUCGACCCAGAGCGCCAACCAGCGCGCCUUCAACCUGAACAAGCAAAUCGACGAGGACAUCUCCCUCCAAUUCGGUCGGCGCAUGGCCCUUGACAGCCCCUCUAGUGCCACGUCCUACAAUCCGCCAUCGCAACCCUUUCAGUUCAACCCCGGGUCUCAGCCCUGGGUGGGGGAAGGCAACGGCAUGAGGUACGGAGUCGGUAUGGAUUCGCCGGUUGACCCCUUGGCUGCGCAGUAUGCCGUCUUGAAGCGAUCGCCUGUCGAGAGGCUUUCUCCAGGAUCCAGCUAUCGUCUGGAGUCUGGCAACAGCCCUCAAGGCUACACUCCGACUAGCAACACGUGGCCGUCCCGAUCGGCUUCUCGCGAUCCCAGGCCAUCAGACUACGAACGGCGGGCUCCCGCCCAAGGGUAUGCUCCCAACUACACCCCAUCCUUCUUCCCCAACCAGUUCCCGUACGCGAACCUUCCACCCCAGUACGCCGCCAGCUUUCUCGACCCUUACAACCAGAACUUCCGCCACCAUCCCAUGAUGGCCGGUUAUGGCCUGCACACCAUGCAAGCCGGAUACCCCAUGGGCGCCAACUUGCCCCCAGCCAGGCCUUCUCGGGACCAGGAUUCCGGCAAGGGCAUGAGGAGCGCCCUCCUCGACGAGUUUCGCCUCAGCAACAAGUCAAGCAAGCGCUACGAGCUCAAGGACAUUUACAGCUACAUGGUCGAGUUCAGCGGGGACCAGCACGGGUCUCGCUUCAUCCAGCAGAAGCUCGAGACUGCCAACAGCGACGAGAAGGAGCAAGUCUUUCGCGAAAUCGAGCCCAACGCGAUCCAGUUGAUGAAGGACGUGUUUGGCAACUACGUUGUUCAAAAGUUCUUUGAGCACGGUAACCAGGUCCAGAAGAAGGUGCUGGCUGAGAAGAUGAAGGGCAAGGUGGUCGACCUCUCGGUGCAGGUCUAUGCCUGCCGCGUGGUCCAAAAGGCACUCGAGCACGUCCUGGUCGAGCAGCAGGCCGAGCUGACCAAGGAGCUGGAGCCCGAGAUCCUAAGGGUGACCAGGGACCAAAACGGGAACCACGUGGUCCAGAAGAUCAUUGAGCUCGUGCCGCGCAGGUACAUUGACUUCAUCAUGAACGCCCUCCGCGGCCAGGUGACGGGGCUCGCCUCUCACACAUACGGCUGCCGUGUCAUUCAGCGCAUGCUGGAGCACGGGACGGACGCCGACAAGGUGGACAUUAUGACGGAGCUGCACGGCUCGGCGCAGAUUUUGAUUACGGAUCAGUACGGCAACUACGUGGCGCAGCACGUCAUCCAGAAUGGAAAUCAGCAAGACCGCCAACGGAUGAUUGAGUUGGUCAUGUCGCAGCUUCUCACCCUGUCGAAGCACAAGUUUGCCUCCAACGUGGUUGAGAAGUGCAUCGAGUACGGCACGGCAGAGCAGCGGACCGCCAUCCGGACCCAUCUCACCACGGUAGGAAGCGACGGAACCAACCCGCUCCAGCAGAUGAUGCGGGACCAGUACGGAAACUACGUCAUUCAAAAACUGCUCGGUCAGCUCGACGGCGCCGAAAAGGAGGCAUUGGUCGAAGACAUCAAGCCCCAGUUCUUUGCGCUCAAGAAGAAUGGAGCCAGCAGACAGCUCCAGGCGCUGGAGAAGUUUUUUGAGCCCCAAGCUGGCGCCGUGUCCAUCAAGACGGAGACAUUGUCGCACGCCGACGCCGGCUCGGCCGCGGGCACUCCUCUCUUGACGAAUGACCCCAACAGCCCCGAGAGCAGCAGCCCUCCCAGCACUCACCUCAGCGCCGACAGCUUCCCCGUCAACGAUGCGGACAAGCACUCGUCGCGCCAAGCGCCCAAGGUCCAGGGAGAUGUGGCACGGAACUGA
This is a messenger RNA of Hirsutella rhossiliensis, 2460 nucleotides long. Its product is annotated as pumilio-family RNA binding repeat domain-containing protein. The coding region runs from base 1 to 2460 and encodes 819 amino acids. Gene Ontology annotation, cellular component: cytoplasm. Gene Ontology annotation, molecular function: mRNA 3'-UTR binding. The transcript has 3 exons. Gene Ontology annotation, biological process: nuclear-transcribed mRNA catabolic process, deadenylation-dependent decay. The record is from RefSeq and is a predicted model, not a curated record. NCBI's taxonomy places the organism in Eukaryota, Fungi, Ascomycota, Sordariomycetes, Hypocreales, Ophiocordycipitaceae.